GCGCGGGGCUGCGACUCCUGUCACGGCGCUGCCCGGGGCCGCAGGCUGGGGUGGGCGGGAGGUCCGGGGAUCGCUCCGGCCGCUUCCUUCCCGCGCUCCCUCCCGGUUGCUCACGUCCCCUCAUGAGGGAGUCUGUGCCCGGGCCGGCGGCCGCCGCGGUCCCCACGGCCGGCCGCGAACCCUCGACGCCCGGCGGGGGCGCCGUCGCGGCCUCGGGAGCCGCGGUUCCCGGUUCGGUGCAGCUGGCGCUGAGCGUGCUGCACGCGCUGCUCUACGCCGCGCUCUUCGCCUUUGCCUACCUGCAGCUGUGGCGGCUGCUCCUGUACCGCGAACGGCGGCUCAGUUACCAGAGCCUCUGCCUCUUCCUGUGUCUCGCGUGGGCAGCGCUCAGGACCACGCUCUUCUCGGCCGCCUUCUCCCUCAGCGGCUCUCUGCCCCUGCUGCGGCCACCCUCUCGCCUGCACUUCUUCCCGCACUGGCUGCUCUACUGCUUCCCCUCCUGCCUCCAGUUCUCCACGCUCUGUCUCCUCAACCUCUACCUGGCAGAGGUCAUAUGUAAAGUCAGAUGUGCCACUGAACUUGACAAACACAAAAUUCUACUGCAUUUGGGCUUUAUUCUGGCAAGCCUUCUCUUCUUAGCAGUGAACUUGACCUGUGCAAUGCUAGUCCACGGAGAUGUCCCCGAAAAUCAAUUGAAAUGGACUGUGUUUGUUCGAGCACUGGUUAACGAUAGCUUGUUUAUUCUCUGUGCCAUCUCUUUAGUUAGUUACAUAUGCAAAAUUACAAAAAUGUCAUCAGCAAAUGUCUACCUCGAAUCAAAGGGUAUGUCUCUGUGCCAGACUGUCAUCGUGGGCUCUGUGGUCUUUCUUCUCUACUCUUCCAGAGCUUGUUACAAUCUGGUAGUGAUCACCAUAUCGCAGGAUACCUUAGAGAGUCCAUUUAAUUAUGGCUGGGAUAAUCUUUCAGAUAAGGCUCGGGGGGAAGAUGGAAAUGGAGUAGACUACAUGGUCUUCGGAAUGGUCCUCUUUCUGUGGGAGCAUGUACCAGCAUGGUCGGUGGUACUAUUUUUCCGGGCACAGAGAUUAAACCAGAAUCUGGCUCCCGCUGGCAUGAUCAGCAGCCACAGCUACAGCUCCAGGGCUUUCUUUUUUGACAAUCCAAGACGGUAUGACAGCGAUGACGACUUGCCAAGACUGGGGAGCUCACGGGAAGGAAGUAACUUGGAUCUGAGGAACCACCAUAGCUUAUACGUAACCCCACAAAACUGACGGCUUCCCCAGGGCAGAAGCCUCGGACCGUUCUUCACGAACGCGUGCGUGUUUUCGGCAUCUUUAAACCCACCUGCAUCAACACUGCAUUACCUGUCCCGACUAACAAAGAACAUCUGGAGGCGCGGCUGUGUUUCGUGGGUCUCCGCGUCCUGACCUCCGCCCAGCGAGACGUGAAGUUUGCAGGAGAAGAGAUUGGACGCUAAGGUACUCGGUGACCUCAGAACCUCCUAACUUUGGGGCACCCUGCACACAUUUGCAUAUUUGCACUUUUACCUAUGUUCGGAAAGAAUACUCUGCAGUCCCCAAAGCCACACACUUGAGUAUUCACACCAGAAUAUUACUGCACACUAAAUCGGGAGGCAGUUUUCCACACAAAUCAAAACCUAGAAACCCGAUGGCGUACUCCACCUUACCCAGUGACAGCUUUAAAGUGUGAUCAGUGCACAGAAUUAAGGAUUAAAAAUGCAUCUUUCUUUUUAAAAAAAAAAAAUCUAAAAACGUGUAACACUUAAGACAGUUUUUUAAAGCACGCUUUGAAAAGUGUCAAUUUUAAUUACUCCAUUAUUUUAAACAAGGGAUAGUAGAAACCCUUCAGGUGCUGCUGGCUGGCAGUGUUCUUUGGAAAAGCCAGAUGGGUUUCUUUGAGAGGAGCAGUAAGCCAAGAGGAGACUGUGUGGCUUUGAGGAGGACUGGUCAAGUGGCUAUUUUGUGACUAAGUAGCAGUUUAAGCAUGAUUCUUCCAGGCAAUAGUGACCUUUGCAUAGGGGGCUUCGGUAAAAUGUCUUGGGACUAAACAAGUUUACGGAUGCGUUUAGGGAUUCUUCAUUGGAAAAAGAAAAAGUGCUAAGUUAAAAACAGUAUGUCUUUAAAAAGCAUCCAAUUUGUCCAAAAGGGGGUGGAGCUCAUCCUUCCUACUGAGUCAAAACUGUCCUCAGGUAAACUAAAUCAGGAGGCAUUUUGCAGUGAGCUAAAGUGCAAUACUUAAUAAAGUGUAUAAUCAAUACUUUAUAAAAUGUAUAACCCCGCCUUUAUUUUUCAUGUUUUAUACCUUGUAUAUGGCCUAAACCAAAUUAAACUAAACCCAAUCAAUUCCAGCAUUGGAUUAGCAAGCAAACAGGAGAAAUGCUAAGAGGGUCACAAGAUUGGAAUAUUUUAGGAUUUCAUUAAAACUAUCUUAAACAUGAUCCUGUAAGCCGUGUGCCUGUGCACGCCGUGUGCACCCUCGUGUUCACUCGGACACGCACAAAUAUGACACACAGUAGUAGGCCAAGACAACACAAGAUGUAAAAAUGCACUUCCUGUGUCUCUACGGAAAGUGAAUGCUAAAUACCUCAGAUUCCGAGGGGACAGGCAGCUUAAGAGGCUGCCUCACAGGUAGACAUGGCCCCACAUGGGAUCCGCCAACUGCUUUGGAACUGGGACGAGCACAGCUGCCCUCUCCUGUCUCCUGUGACUAGAAACUGUCUUAUCUGUACUCAUACCUAAACUAUCUCUCAGCCUUUUGACGACUAAUGCAGCGACCUCACAAAAGUCUAUGUGAGCCUUUCAAGACACAUUGUCAGUCCUCUCCAUUUUCUGAGAUGGUACAAAGCCAAAUAGACACUUUUCCUUCUUUUUACAAACAACGGCUUUUAAAUUCAAUCAGAAGCAUAAUUAAUAUAUGUGACAUUCGUUUAUAAGUUCUUACUGUAACAAAUCAUUUAGACUUUUAUAGUACAGACGUUAGCCUUGGUACUAAGACGACAACCUAACAACAGAGUCUACAACCAUGGAUUUCAGCUGUUCAGUCUCUCUCUCAGAAUGCCAGUUAUCUGGCAACAUUAGGUCUCUAACUCUGCCGUCUUUGGAAUCUCUGGGUUCAAGGCGACUUUUUUCUAGUUAACCAUCUGUAUACAAACCUCCUGGUUGACACCAAGUAAACCAAGUAAACAAAGACGACGUAAACACUUCAGAUAGUGUUAUAGUUCUUUUAGCUAUACUAGUUGACUAUACUGAACCUGAGAUUUGUUAAUUCAUUGAAUUUAUCACUGACUCAAGCACCUUUUUUUUUUUUUUUUUGGAAACAGGGUAUCUCUAUGUAGCCCUGGCUGCCCUGGAACUAUCAGAUUCUCCUAUCUCUGCCUCCUGAGUGGGAGGAUGAAAGGUUUGCACCACCACACCAGGCCUAUAAAGAACCCAACUUCUUAGCAUUUGUCUCAUAUGCAUCUCACUGUACAUCGCCAAAGAAAUCUGCCCCCGCGUCUGCUUAAGAUCAAAAGCACUAGCAGCACUUUAAGUUUGGUCUCAGAAGGAGCUGUUUAUCAAGUCAAAGGGCUACAGUUCCCUGCCUACCUGCGCUAAAGCACAUGACAAUUCCAGCCCUUCCUCGGUCAUAAACUAGAAAAUCAAAUCUCAUUGCUUAAGUGUGUGAUUCUACAGUGAUUAGCAAUACCUAUCGUUUUAUUUCACUUGGGUUGCUAUUAAUUUUGAAAACUCUUACUACUUACUGUAGCUGACUGUAGUUUUGUGGACAAUGUAAUUUAUAGCUAAAGUGGCUUUUUUUUAAUUCGUAAUUGCCUUUUUAUUGUUUAACAGUGUUUCUCAGCUAUACAGUCAGUUUCAAACUGGUUGCAAAAGUAUAGCUGUGGCCAAUGAAUGUACUUCUUUGUUUCACUAAAUUAUAAUAAAAUGCUACUGUUAAAGAGUG
Rattus norvegicus (Norway rat) is the source of this 3957-nucleotide messenger RNA. NCBI's taxonomy places the organism in Eukaryota, Metazoa, Chordata, Mammalia, Rodentia, Muridae. The record is from RefSeq and is a predicted model, not a curated record.